This is a messenger RNA of Naegleria lovaniensis, 477 nucleotides long. RefSeq lists its product as uncharacterized. Bases 1 to 477 code for a protein of 158 amino acids. Lineage: Eukaryota; Heterolobosea; Eutetramitea; Acrasida; Naegleriidae. The transcript has a single exon. The record is from RefSeq and is a predicted model, not a curated record.
AUGGCUAUCUUCCAAUUGUUCAUCAUUUUGAAGCAAAUCAAACGCAAUCCAAAAAGAGUUCUCACUGUUCCAACUCGUCAUUCCGAAGAAAUCAAUGAAGAGAUCUCUUUGAAUGCAUUCCAACAACUCAUUCAAAAGAUCUUGAAUAUUUCUAGCUAUGACAAGAUGAAAAUCAAGGUUCAACUCGGAGAUCAGUUCAAAUCCAUUCGAAAUGACAAGAAAUGGAAUGAAAUCAUUCCCAAGUUACAACAGAGUGCUGGUCCAAAGGGUACUCUUGAUUUCAAGAUUAAAGUCCGUGUUGAACAUAAGGAUGAAGAUGAAUACCGUGGUAAAUUUGUUAUUUCUCAACAAGUGACACCUCAACAUGCAAAGGAAGACAUCAAAAUUGGUGGAGGCUCAGUAUCAGAAGAGAAAGUAAAUGAAGAUGUUGAAAUCAUGACUCAGCAAGACAAGAAUUCUUUUUCGUUCGAUGUUUGA